AAAAUAAAAUAAAAUAGAUAGUGCCGUACUAAAACAACCAGUAAUUUUGUUGCACCAUCAUAGCUUGCAAGGACCUGGUGUCUAAUUUGCUGCUCUCGCCCGGGGCGGAGAGCCUUUAUUGUGACGUCUCCCUUAGCAACCGGGAGCGGAACCCGCGUCCUAGCGACGGCCCCGCCCCUCCCAUUCAUGGCCCCGCCCCCUCCAUCUUGCAUUGUGGAGGCGCCGCAGUGCGCCCAGGCGAAUUUCCCCUUUUCUGCCAUCGCCUCCGCGCUCUCAAGAAAUCGGUUUGCUUCUGCACUGAUGCGGAGGUGGAAAGCGGGAGAGGAGGGAAAAUGGGCAGCGCUUUGAAGGCUAGAGGCGCAUAAAAGGGAGUGAGAAGGAGCUAUGUGACGGCCGCCGCCCCCACACCCAAGGAAAACCUCCAAAAACCAGCCCAGUCUACCUGGCUUUCUGCUUGGUCUUUCUCUCUCUCUCUCUCUCCUCCUUUGGUAAAGGCAGAAAGGUGGGAAAGAGGAUUCGAAAAUGCUGGACACCAUCCAUGCCACGAUCUUGGAGGGCGGGAGGAACGUCUUCCUUACACUUCCCAAGCUCACUACAGAAGAUAUCCUCGGUAUUUGGGGCACUGUUUCGGAAUUCGUUGAAAAGCAACUUUCCAUGAAUAAGGGUGUCUUAAUACCAGGGUUGGGGACAUUCUCCUUCUUGAGACAGAAGCUUGAAGUCGGAAAUAACAAAUACAUCCUCAUACAGCGGCCUGUGUUCCUUCUGUCUGAGAAACUUGCGCAGAUCCAUGGGCUGAAGUUUACCAAAAUACACACUCCCGGUGAUAUCCCAAUUGUUCCGCUAAAUUUCAUAGUGUUAUCCCUGGAGGGCCCUUUCAACAGGGAGACCGUGGAAGGAUGUGUCCGAGAGACACUGCUGUCUUUCUCGCGGUCCAUCGCCACCAAGCAGACGGUUGAGUUCACCUUCAAAGGGAUUGGUGUCCUGGUGAUCCGGGACAACAGGGUGAAAAUGAAGUUUUACAAAGACUUCCUUCGCGCCAUGGAUGGGAGUGGGAAUCUCCUGAAGGCGCUUACAAACAGGCCGGGCACAGGGGACUCGGUGUUGUCAGCCAAAGAAACCACCCUUCCACAUUCAUGCACCGGUAACGUGGUUUUGUUUCCAAGCCACCGUAAGGUUGAGAUGGGAACCAUCCCCGAAGAAGGUGAGAAGACCAGGAAGGAAAAGGGGCAGGCAGAGAAAGAAAACAGCAAAAAAGAAAAUCUCUCGCCCAAGCGCCUUCUGUCUCGCCAGCUGAUUUCUCCGGCCAAAGUCUCAGGGGUCUGUUUGACCGAAGAGUACGAGAAGAACUUGAAGCCCAAGCUGCCUCCGCAAAGGCAAGGACCGACAACAACGCCCAUUCACGAAGCCCCGAAGACAGAGCAAGAAGCCAGCCCCGCCAAAAUUCCUGCCCUCAGACCCCGGACUCCAUCCCCCGUUUGUCAAGAUCAUGGUAGGGCAGGCCAGGAAAUGUGCUACUUGUGCAUGCAGCGUGCUCAGAGGAGCAUGCCUUUUUACACGGGUGAAGACAAGAGGAAGAAAGAGAAGGAAGAAGACAGGAUGUUGGCACAGUAUCAGGCCCUAAAGGAUCAUGAAGCCUUUCAGAGGCAGCUGAUGCGAGCGAUGACAAAUCGAGAAGAGAACCAGAAAGUUGCGGCUUUUAACCUCGGGGUUGCCGAAGCCACCAGGAACCACAAGAACGAUAAAGCUUUGGACAGCUACAAAUCGUACAUCUUUGAGAAGAGGCCAACCAGUGCCACCUUUCAUCAAAAGCAAGAGGUGUACGCACAACAGCUGGGGAAGCAAGUGGAUGACAAGAUGGCCAGAGAGUUGAAGCUGAAGCAGGAUCAGGACCUCAUUGACCGCCUGGAGCAAGUGCAGAUGGCAGAAGAGUUAGCUGCCCAAAGAGCAAGAUACCUGAAGGACAAGAUGGAAGAAACAAAGUGUUAUAAGAGAGCACUGGACACCCAGAUAAAGAUGAGGCCAGCUCCGUUGCCGGAGUACGAGCCUGAUUCGGCUGGGGUCAUCUUUGGGAAGAACGACAUGACUAACGAGAAAAUGGGAGAAGGAAAGAAGCGCUGCCAGGAAUAUUCCAAAUACCAGCUGCAGGCAGCUGCAGAACGGAAGCGGGCGGCCAUCCUCAGAGAGCUGAUUGAUCAGAGGAGAGCAGCAGAGAUGCUUCAGAGAGCGAAGGAACAGUUGAUGGCUGAAAAAGGAGAGCGGCUAGAGAAGAUCUUCCAGAUGAACUUAGCUGUGCAGGAGGACUGGAAGAAGAGUGCUGGACUGAAGAGGCAGCGGGAUUACGAAGAGCAGAUCUUUAGACGCGCUGGCGACAAGCUCAUGCUGCUCGACCAGUGCGCGAGGUAUCGCCGCUGCUACCAGUGCAAGAGGCGCAUGAGCAACUGUGGAGAAGCAAAUGUUUUGGUGGACAGCAAAUACAUCCCUGGAUCCCGGCUGGUAGUUUGAAGCAACUUCGCUGCUUUGUUUCUUCCCUUGCCCUCUUUCAUCUCGCAUUUUUUUUUAAUCAUUCUUUUUUUAAAAAGAGAAAAGAAAGAAAUCUGAUCGUGCUGAUGUGCUUGAUUUGAUUCCCGCAGCUCUGUGCAAUGCAUUCUCCCUAUUUCUGCUCAAGAUUCUUGUUACCCUAACUUCAGUAUGUUUUUAUGGAGAAUUAUGUUGAAUUAAAGAAGACAUGGAAGUGC
This is a messenger RNA of Zootoca vivipara (common lizard), 2735 nucleotides long. It is a transcript of the gene CCDC81, whose product is annotated as coiled-coil domain containing 81. The record is from RefSeq and is a predicted model, not a curated record. Gene Ontology annotation, cellular component: microtubule organizing center. Lineage: Eukaryota; Metazoa; Chordata; Lepidosauria; Squamata; Lacertidae.